Messenger RNA from Linum trigynum, 4703 nucleotides. NCBI's taxonomy places the organism in Eukaryota, Viridiplantae, Streptophyta, Magnoliopsida, Malpighiales, Linaceae. The record is from the annotation of a GenBank genome assembly.
AGCCAGGGUGGGUCCCGGGACCCACCCUAUCCUAAGUUGGCUCCGCCACUGACCACAAGUAAAUACGUAAAAAUAGAUCAAAAUAAGAUUAAAGAAUCGUCGAAAAAGCAUUUUAUAAUUGGUUCGUCGUGUUAAUUUUGGAAGUAAGAGAACGUCACAACUCGAAACCAAAAAAAGAUAGGUCAAAUACUCAAAUGGUAAAUAGUUUGACAAAACUAUGAAAUAGACUGAACAUUUCAAAAAUCAUGUUUGCACAUUUUCACACGCCUAAAGCUAGGAUUAGCUAUGGCAAUUUCGACCUAACCCGUUUUACCCGAUUUGUUUGAUCUGUUUUGAAGCGCGGUGGGCAUUCGAAAAAGACAUAGAGGUGGUGUGAAUUUAAACCCAAAUCUCUCCACAUUUUUAUAAGCAAGCCAAACAUGAGUAUUUGAGUUAAAAAUUAUGCAAAUGGGAGAUUAAAUUAGACCCAAAUCCCACAUCCAAAUUAUCUAUAAUGCUUAAACUGUAUUCAUCGAUUGUAUCCUAAAUGUGCACUUAAACCAAUAUUAUUUUUAGGGAUUAAAAUGCGGGUAUUGAACCAUUAAUCUCCUUUUUUAUGUUAUUGUUUGUGUAUUUUAAUGUGGAAAGAAGUAAAACGAAAUAUCAUAAUAACCCUUAAGAGAAUAACUAGAACUAUAAUAAAAGGGUUAAAUUCAAACUAAACCGUCAUAGCUAAUCAUCAACCAGACGGUUAACCAAAGAAGAAGUAAAGGAAGGAACAAUAAACAAACAAAGAAGAGGAAGAAGAAGAGAAUGGAUUAUUGAUGUGGUUUAGUGCGUUUAAGGGGAAGGAUUUCAAGGAGGGCGCCAAAAAUACCCAAAAUUAACCGAUUGAAGGACACCCAUGAACGUUUCUUUGGGAGACAAAUAGCGUCAAAACAAGGAAGGAAAGAGCUUGAGUCUGGUUCACGCCAAGCCCCCCAAUUUGGCCACAGAAGAGAGAGAGAGAGAGAGAGAGAUGGAGGCUUUGAUUCCUUCUUUCUUCCCUUUCUUCUGAUUCUCCCAUUUCUCUUUCCCUUCUUCCUCCGUCACCCAUUCCUUCCUAUAAAGAACCCCUUCCCCACACUUUCCCUCUCAACCAUCUUCCACAACCCUCUCUUCCUUUCCUUCCCCCUGUUUCUGUCUUAAAGUUGGGAGCUUUACCCAUUCCUUUCCCAGCUACCCUUUUCCCCUCUCUGGAAGUCAAAUAUGGAGAAGCACAGCUUCGUGAAGAAUGGCGUCCUGAGGCUGCCACCUGGCUUCAGAUUCCACCCGACUGACGAAGAACUCGUUGUUCAGUACCUGAGGAGGAAAGCCUACUCCUUCCCUUUGCCGGCCUCCAUUAUCCCUGAAGUCGACGUCUGCAAAUCCGAUCCCUGGGACCUGCCAGGGGAUUUGCAGCAAGAGAGGUACUUCUUCAGCACCAAGGAGGCCAAGUACCCGAAUGGGAACCGUUCGAAUAGAGCGACUGCCUCGGGUUACUGGAAGGCCACAGGGAUCGACAAGCAAGUUCUGGCUUCCAAAGGGAAUUAUGCUGUGGGGAUGAAGAAGACCCUGGUUUUUUACAGAGGGAAGCCUCCCCAUGGAACUAGAACUGAUUGGAUCAUGCAUGAGUACCGCCUGCUUAGUCCUGAAACUACUGCUCACGCCAACAACAACAACAUCUCAACUCAUCAGAGCCCUGUUGUGCCAAUGGAGAACUGGGUUUUGUGCCGGAUUUUUUUGAAGAAGAGGGGGGCCAACAACAAGAACGAGGAGGAAACCAGAAGCAGCAUUCAAAUUGGGGACCAGAAAAAUGGGAUAAUCAUUCCUUCCCCCAACCCCAAAACUGGGACUACCACUCCUACUACUAGAAAGGUUGUGUUCUACGACUUCAUGAGAAAGGACAACAGCAGUACAAGGGAUUUGAAUGUUGUUCCAUGUGGAUCAUCUUCGGGAUCAAGUGGGAUCACAGAGGUUUCGAGUGAUGAACCAAAAGAGCAUGAAGAAGAAGAAGAAGAAGAAGAACACAGCAGUAGCAAUUGCCACAACAGUUUUCCUUAUUUCAGGAGAAAACCAUAGAAAGACCCUCUUUUUUUCACUUACCACCCACUUCAGAAUUACCCUGUUUCCAGUUCUCUGUAUCAGUAAAGAUCCAUCCCAAGGCUUAUUUCUAGUUUCAGAAGUAACUUAUCUUGAGUUUGUUCAUUUGAUUCCCUCCCAUGUACUAAUGAAAAUCAGUCUCUAGACAGCAUUGUUAAGUUAACUGUUAAUCAGAUCAGUUAUGAAUGUAAUCAAAACCAGAACUUCACCCAUCUAUUAGUCUGUGUUAUUUACUUUCAUGCAUAUGACACAAUAUGGUGGUUUUGGAGCUGAACUUGGUCAGGGAUUGUGUAAGGCUUACGUUAUCUCUGAUUCCAACAGCCGCAUGAGCGUGCGAAAUUCACACACUUUACCUAAAGGGCUGCACGAAAAGAAAAGUCCUCUUUUUGGGAGGAACAUUGUCAAGAAUGAGAACCCUCAAGCAGCUUAGCAUCAGAAUACGGGAAUGUCAUUCUUUUAGGCAAAAGAUUGCUGCAAGUCAGCUUCACUAAACUUCACAUGCAGCAGAAGGAAGGAAACUUGUGGGGAAAGCAAAUUGUACAUUUAUUUAACUAGGGAGAACCAAAUUCUUCAAUAUCUCGAAUCUCUAUGUAGAUGGUAUCAGAAAAGCUUGAAAGACACUCAAUUGCAUGCAACUGGAGAACUGUAGUAGCAGUAGCAGUGAGGGUGGAAGAAUCUCAAGAGGAAGGGGGAAAAACAGACAUUCUUUCUUGCAGCAGUUCAUAGAUAUCUGCAAAAUCUUUUUUUGGGUGGGUUUUGGCUGCUGCGGCUAAUUUUAAUAAUGUCAAACUCUUGAGAAUAAUAAGAAGAAACAUAAUAGGGUAUGUUUGUUGCGGGGAACAGGGUUAACAAGAAAUUCAAAUUUCGAGACUGGUAGGUUGGAACAUGGAGACUUGAACGAGUAAUAAAUAUAUAUAUUCAUAACUUAAAUAUUUGAUGUUAUUGUGUGUUAAAGUAAAGAACUUGGGGAGAAGAAAAAGAAGAUUGAGUCUUUAGCAAGGGAAGCAUCUGAACACGACCUGGAAUCCAAAGUUACAAUGACUUUUACUUGUGGAAGUGUGUGUAGAUUGAUUUAUGUCUCUUUGUAUUAUGCUUGCAAGAGAACCCUUUUGAUUAAGUUUAAGUAAAAACACAUUUUUAUCAAAUUACUUUCCAGCAGCAGCAGAACCAUAAAAGUGACUCUUUCCUGUGUGUGUUUUGUAAGAAUGUGAUUCUGCUAACUAGUUUCCAAUGCUUGCAGCUUUGACUUUAAUCUAGAACCAAAACUCAGACAAAAAAGACAACAUUUUUCAGUUCCUUCUCUCUUCUUUACAACUCGUUUGAUUAACCAACCUAGUUCGAGCAGAAUAAGAUCGCAAGUGUAGCAAAACUCUCUCUACCAAGCAAUACAAUACGGCUUAGCUCCUAAUCACACAAACAUGCAGCUGCAGGUGGGGAGGAAGGCUGUUUAGUAACCUAAUUAAGUUAAGGUAUGAUAUGGUUGACUCACCCAUCCAAAUCAAAGAUUUAAUAAGUUAAGAAACUUUCAUAAACUAUGUUUUUAACUUUCAUAAACUAAUAAUGCAAGACAAAAGUUAAGUGAUAACUUAGCACUCAUGAAAAUGGUGAAAUUAUAGAAAAACACAAAACUUGUAAGUUAGGUUGUCAGCUUACACAAACUAUGUAUACAAGGAUGAUGUCACAGGGGGUAGGGGGAGCAAAUGAGAGAUGGCCAAGUGGACGCCGGAUAGUCAAUGGGCGGCAAUUAGUAAACCUUGAUUAUGUGGGGAUGAUGUGCUAAUUGGCAUGCUAUAACAGGGGGAGUGGGGGCAACAAAAAAAGAUAAUUAAUUUAUAGUUUGAUGUAUAAUGAUGAGAUAAUAAUAAUAAGUAUAUUGUAUGAUAUGAAAGAUCAAAGCUCUAGUAAUAAGCCGACCAGAGUUUCUUGUGACAGUAGGUUUAGGAAGGGGGCCUAAAUGCUGUUGGAGUUCUUCACGUCACUUUUUCUAUAUAUAAUGAAUAAGUAAAUGGAGUUUCACUUUCAUGGCAGAUAGAAAAAUGGGUUAAUAACACUUUUGGUCCACAAUAUUACGUUGAUAUGUCCACGUACAGCACCAUCUAUUCUAGAACAUGUUGGUUUGAGUUAUAAGGACGAAGACGAACUUGCUGAACAUGUUUUCCUUAAAGGGUUUAGAAGAAAUGAACUAGAAAUAGAUAAACAUGGUAUAUGGACUUGUUUGCUAAAAUAACAUAGUACAGGGACUGUAAAGUUAUUCACCCAAAAAGUAGAGAGAGGAUUGGUUCGGGUUGGGUUGUGGAUUGCUGACUUGUGGAACUCCUCCCAUGGAUUUGUCAAUCACGUGGGCAGCCCCUCAAAGUCGACCACACGCACACACCACCAAGAAGAAGCAAAGCCAAAGAGAGAUCAAAAGCAACAACCUUUCAAGGUCAAUCACUAAUUCAUUUCCCUUUCUUCUAGCAAUUCCAAAUUCUCUAUUCCUUUCCCAUCUCAUCAUCCUUAGAUCCCACAAAACAAACAAGCCUAAUACCAGUACUCAACCAUCCACAAAUCCCUACAGCACAAAGGGACAGUUUGGUCCCUUGAUAUAAAAUUAUCAUCUUUAA